Messenger RNA from Salmo salar (Atlantic salmon), 1887 nucleotides. The record is from RefSeq and is a predicted model, not a curated record. Lineage: Eukaryota; Metazoa; Chordata; Actinopteri; Salmoniformes; Salmonidae.
AGUGUUUACUUCCUGGCAGGCACAUUUAACAAGAAGGGUUUCAAAAAAGCUUUAAAUUGAUACUAAAAAUACUAGCGACAGUGCAUUCCCAACAUGUCAAAAAUACAAUUGCUCAAUGUGUUUCUGCGUGAGCGAUUGAUAGCGGCUGCUGUAGAGAUAUUUGGAGUAGUUGAAAAUACGAUAGUAGAGUAUCAAGAAGAAAUCUCCCGUUCGAAGGCGGAGAACAAACGGUUACAGAAGCUGUUGGAUUUGGUCAUUAAACCACAAAUAAAGUUACAUAGAGCAGACCCUAGGCAGCAUGUCUCAGAAGAAGAGAUGAGGAGCCUCAGUCUGCGGCAAAGUUCAGAGCCCGAACAAAGUACAGUGGAACAGGACUUCAGGAUGAGACUGGUAGAAGAGCAACUGCAAGGGCCUGAGUCUCAUAGUCAUAACAUAGAGUUUGUGUUCACUCCUCCUUGUGUGAAAAGUGGAUUUGACCAGGACCCUUGGCCCUCGCACCUUUUUAAAACCCAGAUUGUGGAGGACAAUGAGAUUAAUAAUCUGUCGAGUACCCUAGUGGAACACAUGAAAACAGAACCUGAUGGAGAGGGCUGCGCAGUACCAACGAGUGACCCACAGUUCCUGUUUGCAGUAAAUGCACACUGUUCUGCAGCUCCGAGUGAAAACAUGAGCCCUCUGCAACGGAAAACAAAGAGAGGACGACCAUUUAGGCAUAUAGGAACACUGUCUGAAUUAAUGAAGAGACGUGCUUCGUACGAGCGAUUUCGAUGCCAUUUCUGUGGAAAGGGGUUCCCAGCAAGGAAGGGUCUGGGAGACCACAUGACGACUCAUACAGGGGAGAGACCACACAGCUGUCACCUUUGUGGGAAAGGUUUCAAAGUGAAGAGUCAUCUGAACGAGCAUAUCAGGGUUCACACAGGAGAGAAACCGUUUGUCUGCCCAGUCUGCGGGAAAGCGUUCAGGCAGGACGCUCAUAUGAAAGGACAUUUGAGGAGGACUCACAAGGAGAACCCAUACCAAUGCCAUGACUGUGGCGAAAGCUUCAGUCAGAUGGGAGAGCUGCAAGUGCAUAGGACAGUGGCCUGUGGUCCGAUUGUCCUGGGCCUUUGACAUUACUGUCCUUUCCCUGAUGCCUUUGGUGACAGACGUUUUAGUCUGGCAGUCAUGAUAAGGACAAUUGAAAUGUGUUAUUGAAGGAAAAAAGGAAGCAUAAUCUGUCCAUGGAGUAAGAAAAGUUUGAGGGCGAAGCUCCUAUCUUUGCCUAAAUUCAUAAAUGGGAGUGCAUUUCUAGAAAGCAUGUAGCCUAUGUGGUUGGUUGUCUGUACAGUGCUGUGAAAAAGUAUUUGCCCCCUUUCCAAUUUUCUCUACUGCUACAUAUUUUGGAUACUGAAUGUUAUCAGAUCUUGAACCAAAAUCUGAUAUUAGAUGACAGGAACCUGAGUGAACAAUUUUAUUUUUAUAUAUAUAUACACACACACACACACACACACACACACACACACACACACACAAAAGUAUGUGGACACCCUUUCAAAUGAGUGGAUUAGGUUAUUUCAGCCACACCUGUUGCUGACAGGUGUAUAAAAAUCCCGUACUGAAGAGCUCAGUGACUUUCAAUGUGGCACCAUCAUAGCUGCCUUGUAAGUGCUGUUCUUGUGACGUGGGUAUGGAGCAACAACAGCUCAGCCCCGAAGUGGUAGGCCACAUAACCUCACAGAACGGGGCCGCCGAGUGCUGAAGUGUGUAAAGAUCGUCUGUCUUUGGUUGCAACACUCACUACUGAGUUCCAAACUGCUUCUGGAAAAAAUGUCAGCACAAGAACUGUUUGUCGGGAGCUUCAUGAAAUGGGUUUCCAUGGCCGAACAGCCGCACACAAGCCUAAGAUCA